CGUCUUCCUCGCCGUUUAAACCUUAAACCCUUCAAAAACCAAAACCCUAGCAAACCAGUGCAAGCAGCAGCAGCAGUUCCGAUUUCCCCUCAACACUCCUCACAUUGAUUCCGACCAUGAAGAACAAGAAGAGAGGCGGUGGCUCAGCUCCCAAGGGACCCAAAAAGGGCAAGGCUUUCUCUCUCGACGAGGAUCCCUUCUUCGGCACCGAAUCCAAGAAGCGCCGGAAAGUCGAGCGCGAUGAGAUUGAGAGCGAAUCAGACGACGACUACGGGGCCGUCGGGGCGGACGGCGAGGGCGGCGGAGAGGAGGCCGACGAGGAGGAGGAGGCUAUAGUGGAAACGGCAGACGAGAAGAGGAAUAGGCUGGCUCAUGAGUUCUUGGAGAACACUCGGGAGCUGCUGAGGAGGGCCAAGGAAGAUGAGGAUGAUGAUAGCGGUGAAGAGGGUGUGAAGGAAGGCGAGAUGGACUCGCUUGUUGGCAAGAUGUUGCAGCAGCAGCAGCUCGAGGACAGCGGCCGAGCUCGCCGUGCCAUUGCUUCUAGGGUUAAAAAGCCAGAAUCUACUGAUGAAUUUCGGAUAUUAGUGAAGCAUCGACAAACUGUUACUGCUGUGGUUCUGUCCGAGAAUGACCUCAGGGGCUUUUCAGCUUCUAAGGAUGGCACCAUUCUACAGUGGGAUGUAGAUAGUGGGAAAAGUGAAAAGUAUCUAUGGCCUAGUGAUGAAGUACUUAAGUCCCAUGGGGUCAAGGAUCCACAAGGUCGAGCUAAAAAGCAUAGUAAACACGUGUUAGCACUAGCAGUUAGCUCUGAUGGUCGGUAUUUGGCAAGUGGGGGCUUAGAUCGCCAUGUUCAUUUGUGGGAUACUCGUACACGAGAGCAUAUUCUGGCUUUUCCAGGUCACAGGGGCCCCGUUUCAUGUUUAACUUUCAGGCAAGGGUCUUCAGAACUUUUUUCUGGUGCAUAUGAUCGAACAGUUAAGAUAUGGAAUGUAGAAGAUAGAGCUUACAUAAACACAUUAUUUGGUCAUCAAGGGGAAGUAUUAAGUCUUGAUUGCCUACGGAAAGAAAGGGUAUUGACUGUUGGACAUGAUCGAAGCAUGCAGUUAUUUAAGGUCCCAGAGGAGUCACGUUUAGUAUUCCGUGCCCCUGCAUCUUCAUUGGAAUGUUGUUGUUUUAUUAGCAAUGACGAAUUCUUAUCUGGUUCUGAUGAUGGAAGUGUUGAGCUUUGGAACAUGGUGCGGAAGAAGCCUGUUUGCAUAGUUAAGAAUGCUCAUCCUUUAUUGGCUGCACACAAAGAAGUCGAACAAAAGGAUGGUAAUAGAAUCCCAAAUGGUCACAUAGAAAAUGGUAACCACACUUCUGAAAGCUUUGAUUGUUCAUCAACCAAUUCUUGGAUCAGUUCCGUCACUGUUUGUAGAGGCAGUGACCUCGCUGCAUCAGGAGCUGGUAAUGGCUCUGUUCGAUUAUGGGCUAUUGAAAGUGAGAGCAGAGUGCUUCAGCCGUUACACAACAUCCCAUUGGUUGGAUUUGUGAAUUCUUUAGCUUUUGCAAAAUCUGGACGGUUUCUGGUUGCAGGAGUUGGGAAGGAACCUCGUCUAGGAAGGUGGGGACAUAACCCAGCUGCUCGGAACGGAAUCGCAAUCCAUUCCAUUAAGCUUUCAUCAGAAGAUACAAACACUCUCUAAGCUCUCGGUUUUGACAAUCAUAUGUUCUUGCACCUCCCAAUUUUGACAACAAUGAGUUGAUGAGUUAAAUGAAAUGAUGUUCCUUCUGCUCAGAUUUUAUGUAGUUGAGCUUUUGUUCUUGUACUGUGUCAUCGACGACGUUGAAUUUCAUACGACGAGGAGGGCAACAUUUUUCAAUGUGCAUUCGAAUCAGAAGUCGAAUAGUAGCAAGUGAUGUAAGAAUUUGAAGACCUAAAUUAGUAGCCUGUGGUACAUCAUACGGGAUUUUCCUGCAGAAGUUGCUUGCGACGAUGUUUAAUCCACCAUUCUCUUCGAACAAUUCCAAGCUCCGAACAAAUAAACGUUCACUGUAAAAGCAUGUGGAAUUUUAUGUAGCAAAAUUGGAUCAUUAACAUGUUGCAAUUAUCAAAAACGGUUGUAAACAGAAGAGUUUAUGAGCAUUUUCAAUUA
This is a messenger RNA of Pyrus x bretschneideri (Chinese white pear), 2135 nucleotides long. RefSeq names its product U3 snoRNP-associated protein-like YAO. NCBI's taxonomy places the organism in Eukaryota, Viridiplantae, Streptophyta, Magnoliopsida, Rosales, Rosaceae. Bases 117 to 1685 code for a protein of 522 amino acids. The record is from RefSeq and is a predicted model, not a curated record. Gene Ontology annotation, cellular component: small-subunit processome. Gene Ontology annotation, molecular function: protein binding; snoRNA binding. The transcript is spliced from 7 exons.